UGCGCAGAGAGUGAGAGAGAGAGAGAGAGAGAGAGAGAGUAAAUAAAACCUAAUAAAUUUUCACAACCUCCGAGCAGAAGCAGCCCUACCUCCCCACCACCCAUUUCCACCCCCUUCCUCUCUCAUGCCCUUCCAUUAAAAUACAAAAUAUGCUGCGCCAGAAAGCUUCUCCCAACAAACCCUAGAAUCUCCCCAGUACCGGACAAACCACAAGCGUUUCAAUCUUUCAGCUCAAAGUCCAGAUCGGCCAUGGCCAAACUUGGACCUUUCAGGUACUUCGCGGCCCUUUCAUUCGCCAUUUUCUUCUUUAAACCCAUAUUUGCAGAUCCAAAUCCGAGCUUUGCCUUCGAAAGUUUCGGGAAAGGGUCCAAUUUUGAGUCCACAGUCUCCCUUCACGGCGACGCCCAGGUUGUUAAUGGCGGCUCCUUGGUGGAAAUUACUGGGUCUUCCAGUUUCAGUUCUGGGCGAGUCUUUUACAGGAAACCCAUCAAGGUGGUGGACGGAAACCCUGGCAAAACGGCGUCUUUUUCGACGCGUUUCACGUUUUCGAUGUCUCCUCGAAAUGGGGACGGUUUAGCCUUUGUUCUGGUUCCCAUUGGGUUCCCUCUGGACGUGUUCGACGGCGGCCCCUUUGGGCUGCUAAGUGAGAAGAAAUUUAGGACUCUUGCUGUUGAAUUCGAUACAUUUAUGGAUGAUGAAUUUGGUGAUGUGAAUGGCAACCAUGUUGGAGUUGAUGUCAACAGUGUAGUUUCGGUUAAAGUGGGCAACGCUUCUUCAAUCAAUUUGGUGCUGAAUAGUGGUGAGAAAUUGCAAUCUUGGAUCGAUUACGAGGCGGGUUCGAAGCGGCUAGAGAUUAGGCUAUCUAAAUUAGGGGGAAUGAAACCAAUCGAUCCUUUGGUUUCUUGCCCAAUUGAUUUGUCUAGGAUGUGGAAGGAAGAGGAGGUGUUUAUAGGCUUAAGCUCGUCAAAUGGGAAUUCAUCCCAGAGCUGUAAUGUGCAUUCAUGGAGCUUUGAGCUCAGGGUCGUGCCCCACUGGAUGCAUUCGCAGCCUCUGGAUCCCAAGGCUUUCUCGGAGAAGAUGAAGGCCCUGCCCCUGCCUAAGAGGCGCAACUGCCUAUCGAGAGUCCUGGCUGCGCUGAUCUUCGGGACUGGAUGUGGGGUUUUGGGGCUAUUUGUUGUGAUGUUUAUAUGGACCAUGUUUGGGAAUAGGCUGCCCGUGGUGCCAGAGGAGUAUUCGCCGAAUCCUGAGACAUUGGAGCACAAAAAGUUGAAGGUAGUGGUAGAGAAAGCCAUCGAAGAUGGUAGGAAUUAGGUGUUUGAAUUAGUUUUAGGGCAGUCUUAAGUUCUUGUAAAUCAUUGUCCUUCAGUGCUUGUAUUCUCUAGCUUUCAUCUUGUUGCUGUAGUUUGAUGAUCAACCAUCCAUCCGAAUGUGUUUAUGUUGCAUAGUGUUUCACAAUGUUAUGAUCACUGAAAUACAGCAUCAAAUUGGGCAAAUACAAUAUCAAGUUGCUAUUCUCUCA
Molecule: messenger RNA, 1519 nt
Organism: Diospyros lotus (date-plum)
Lineage: Eukaryota; Viridiplantae; Streptophyta; Magnoliopsida; Ericales; Ebenaceae
Product: lectin-like protein LEC
Exons: 1
Coding region: 250-1311 (353 amino acids)
Molecular function (GO): carbohydrate binding
Source: RefSeq, a predicted model, not a curated record